AUGCGCUUCAUUCCCAUGGAGGCGAUGACCGUCCUCACCGGUUGCGCUCUGCUUCGCUACUUCAAGUUGCCCUUCCUCACGUUCCCUGUGGCUGUCAGCGCCUUCUACACCGUGUUGGACCUCAUUCAAGCACGCGCUGAUCACCACCCCUAUUAUUCCUACAAGGGUAUUGUGCACGCCCACUCUCCCCGCUCGACCAUCGUUCUGGCUCGUGUGCUCGAGAAGCUCAUCAUCCCGUACUACACCGGCCACUCUCUGGCGAGCGGGCGCAACGGGGACUAUUCGUUUUGGUUCUACCUGCUGGGAGUCAUUUCGGUGGUGUGCGCAUCGGAGGAAAUGGACUUCCUCCGCGAGCAGAGCACCAAGAAGUGGUUCAGGUCGCUCGUCCUCUCGGGCGUGCUCGUGUCCUUGGGCGAAAUCUGGGACAGGGACACGUUCACUCGCUUCGGCAUGGGAAUGCUCCUCUACUCGUUGGCCCGGCCUGUGGUGGAGAAGAGCCUUGCGCAGGCGUCGCUGAGCACCUUCAUCUCUUCGGUGCUUCUGGUGCUCGGUCCGCUGGUCAACAAGAAGUACCUCACCGUGAUCAGCGGUCUGCAGGUUUGGGGCUACCUGGCCAGAUUGUCCCACGAUUACUUCAGGGACUCGGUGGCGUUCCCUCUCGUCCUCACAGGGCUCGGAUUCGGUCUGAUCGGUGCCGGUCUCAAGAUGCAACGCUACGAAGACAUGCUCACUUCCCCGGCCACGGUCUCCUUCUUUGCUGGAAUCAAGCAGUGGCUCCUGCGCUUCAUCUAG
Molecule: messenger RNA, 792 nt
Organism: Acanthamoeba castellanii str. Neff
Lineage: Eukaryota; Discosea; Longamoebia; Acanthamoebidae
Exons: 7
Coding region: 1-792 (263 amino acids)
Source: RefSeq, a predicted model, not a curated record